Suillus plorans is the source of this 1441-nucleotide messenger RNA. RefSeq lists its product as uncharacterized. Lineage: Eukaryota; Fungi; Basidiomycota; Agaricomycetes; Boletales; Suillaceae. The record is from RefSeq and is a predicted model, not a curated record. The transcript has 2 exons. The coding region runs from base 260 to 1222 and encodes 320 amino acids.
CGUCUCUCGUGACACUGCUCUGCAUGCCUAUCUGGACAAUCUUCUCUCAGUAUGAGAAACAGUAUGCCCAUCCAAUGCAGAUGAAUGUAUUCCGGGUCAUGAAAACUGCCUACCACAUGUUGUACCCAUCAAACGAGCCCUCUACGAUCGACGAGAUAUCAUCACAAACCCUUAUACAUUCUCCGAAAAAAAUCCAGGACCCCCAGACUUAUCAAGCCUUGUCAUCCAUGUUAAUCGCUUUUCUGUCCUGUUCCGAGACAUGCAGAUCCGAGACCAUUGGCGUAAUGUCUGCAUUCCCGUCCCUAGUGAGCUCACGCCGGUCAUUAUGGACAUCUAUGAGUUUGCCCUCGCGAGGUCCGAUGUGUGUUCUCACCAGUGGGAUACAAUGACGGAGAGUUACUUUGCACGUAGGAUAUGGAGACAAUUACAGGUGGAGAGAUACCAUCAACGUGUUUCACAGCGACAGGUUCCUGGUGGCACAGACACCAGAUUACCACCAGCCUUCUGGAAGUGCUCUAUAUGUGCCUCUGAUCUUAUCCACUGCAACAGCUGCCAGGUUGCAUCGUGCGAGUCGCAUGAUUGCCGCGGAUCUUUCGAACCCCCGCUCGCGCAGUGCAUCACGCAUCCAAACAAAGUGCUAUGUCUCCCAUGCCUCGAGCAUCAGGAUUCUCAGCGGCUGGAACAGUGUCCAGAGUGCAACUCAUGGUGCUGCGCCAAGGAUCAGCUAUCAUGUACUGGUCGUCCCGUUGGCAUCGAGUCCAAGUCUUUCUUACGGGGACGCCAGCCCAGUUCGCGUCUCAUGAUGGCAUACUACUCUCACGAACGCGUUCACCCUCCCAAACCUAAGCCCUGCCAGGAAUGUAAACUACCCGGCUGGAGGACUUGCGCCAACACUACAUGUUGGUCUAAUCAGAUCUGCCCGGAAUGCGCGAGCUGUGGCGUGAUGUGUUUGUGCGAAAGAGUGUGGGCUUGCGACCUCUGUGCAGAACGGGUACAUGGAAUCUUCGUUCGAUGUCCGCGUUGCAACCGGCCGUUCUGCAUCACUUGCUCCUCCAUCAACCAAUGCAAGGAGUGUCGUCGCGUGAGCCUGUGUUACGACUGCGCUGAAGAAGCGCCAGAUGCAGACGAUGCAUUGGCGGCUGAAGUUGCCUCGCCAUGCGAGAGUUGCGUGGGAGGUGUGCGAAUGCGUAGGAUUUAUUCAUGGGAGUCACAUCGGAGGUAAAAUAACUCAGUCUCAGACCGAGGGGACCAUGCUCGCAAGCCGAAGCGGUCCGAGCCAGAGGUCAGGAUGGCGACUUGCUAAGCACUUCCUGUGAAUAGAAGCCUUGGUUUCAUUCAGCCUGGGUUCCGACUGUUUGUUUCCCAUAUCACAUAGUGACGUAUAUCACAGAUCAAACAGCGUACCCAGUUCCUUUCUCAUCGUGUCGAAGUUUGAUACUGA